This is a messenger RNA of Aspergillus pseudonomiae, 453 nucleotides long. RefSeq lists its product as uncharacterized. Bases 1 to 453 code for a protein of 150 amino acids. Lineage: Eukaryota; Fungi; Ascomycota; Eurotiomycetes; Eurotiales; Aspergillaceae. The transcript is spliced from 2 exons. The record is from RefSeq and is a predicted model, not a curated record.
AUGGCGAGCAUUGUGCUCCUAAUGGAUGCGUGCGUCAACGGAACGGGCUCAUUGCAGGAUGAAAUACGUUAUGGGGAGGUCCCCGAGGCCCUACGCAUGCUGGAAGAUGCAAGAAGCCACUCGCUAGCUACGGUUAACCUACUCGAGUCGCUAACCCAGGUCUUGGAGAAGCAUCGCGCCCAGCAGCAGAUCUCACGGGUAUCCGCACCGCUCCAACUGGGGAGAACCUCUACUGCUCCUCCCACCAGCACAACUCCGGUUAUAGGUGUCGCGACGGCGCAAAUAUACCAGAGGCCCGAUACACUGUCAUUCGCGGGGACUCCCAACCCCGUUGACACGAACAAAAGCAGUCCGAUGGGUGCUGUUCCAGACCAAAUGCCUGUUAUGACAGAUCUGGAUGGUUUCCAGUGGGAUGAUCUUUUUUCUGGUAUGGAUGCCUCUACAUUUUUCUAA